This is a messenger RNA of Drosophila hydei, 1317 nucleotides long. It is a transcript of the gene Fnta, whose product is annotated as protein farnesyltransferase/geranylgeranyltransferase type-1 subunit alpha. Lineage: Eukaryota; Metazoa; Arthropoda; Insecta; Diptera; Drosophilidae. Bases 214 to 1212 code for a protein of 332 amino acids. Gene Ontology annotation, biological process: protein farnesylation; protein geranylgeranylation. The record is from RefSeq and is a predicted model, not a curated record. The transcript is spliced from 4 exons. Gene Ontology annotation, cellular component: protein farnesyltransferase complex; CAAX-protein geranylgeranyltransferase complex; cytoplasm. Gene Ontology annotation, molecular function: protein farnesyltransferase activity; CAAX-protein geranylgeranyltransferase activity.
UAAGACAUUUAAAAAUGUAAAUGAAACAGCAUGUUCUGCUUUAUUUGUGUAUUUUGUCUAUCAUAAUUUGGUCUCGGUCCUAAAUUAAAUUUAUCGAUAUUGCGAAAUUCGCCGUGAAUGACAUAAAGUGAAGUGUAGUACAGUGAAUGUCGACCACCAUUCUACUGUGUUCUGCCCAAUUGUGCACUUGUUAGCGCUCUAUUAGCUCAAAAAAUGGCAGAUAGUUCAGAUGAGGAAUAUCUGCACACCGAAUGGGUGCCAUAUAGCGAACGUGCCGAAUGGUCCGAUAUAACGCCGCUGCCACAGGAUGAUGGACCCAAUCCUGUUGUUUCUAUAGCGUACUCUCCGAAGUUUCGUGAGACAUUUGAUUACAUGCGCGCCAUUAUUGCCAAAGGUGAAAAAUCGCAACGUGCUUUGGAGUUGACCACCGAAGCAUUGCGUCAAAAUCCAGCCAAUUAUACGGUAUGGCAAUAUAGACGUGAUAUACUGCGGGAAUUGAAAGCCAAUUUGCAAGAUGAAUUGGACUAUCUGGAGGAGGUUAUUGGACAGAAUGCCAAGAACUAUCAAGUGUGGCACCACAGACGGGUCAUUGUCGAAAUGAUGAAUUGUCCCAAGUGGGAGUUGGAGUUGACACAGAAUGCGUUAGACAAUGAUGGCAAUGCAAAGAACUAUCAUGCUUGGCAGCAUCGUCAAUGGGCCAUACGCACAUUCAACCUCUAUGACGACGAGCUGGACUUUGUCGAUCGUUUGAUUUGCGAGGAUCCACGCAACAAUUCGGCCUGGAAUCAACGUUUCUUCGUGCUCAAGCAUUUUGGUUUUACCCCAGAGAUUAUCAAAAGAGAAGUCGAGUAUGCCAUGAAUCGCAUACGCGUCAUCAAGAAUAAUGAGAGUCCAUGGAAUUUUUUGGUUGGAGUACUGAGACAAAGCGAAAGCGGAAAGCUCAAUAGCCAGCCGGAGGUAGUCGAGUUUAGCCAGGGCCUAUACAAUGCCGGCAAUCGUUCACCCUAUCUGCUAGCCUUCCUAAUUGAUCUCUAUCAGGAGCAGGCACUGGAAACGAAACAGCAAGACAACAGUGACAGCAGUGCCCAAAAGGUUUAUACUAUGUGCGAGGAUAUGGCUAGCAAACACGAUGUUAUACGUUGCAAAUAUUGGCAAUACGUGGCGUCACAUUUGAAGAUGCAGCUGGCCAAGCAAGCGGAAGGAUUUGAUUAGUUUUUUAAUUUAUGUACAAUUAAUGUAUGCGCUUUCCCUUCAGGCAUAUUUUUCGUAAUUUACAGAAAUACAUACCAUGUUAGAUAAUAUACAACAUUUAUAAAA